Molecule: messenger RNA, 2378 nt
Organism: Cebus imitator (Panamanian white-faced capuchin)
Lineage: Eukaryota; Metazoa; Chordata; Mammalia; Primates; Cebidae
Gene: RBM38
Product: RNA binding motif protein 38
Exons: 4
Coding region: 179-928 (249 amino acids)
Cellular component (GO): cytosol
Molecular function (GO): RNA binding
Source: RefSeq, a predicted model, not a curated record
CCCGCAGCGCCGGUCGGGAGCGUAGCGAGGCGCAGCUCGGCGCGCUGAGCGGGAGCGGCGCGCGAGUGGUCGGGCCUGGCGGCUGGACGGGCGCCUCUGGCCGCCCCGCGCGCUCCCCGCCGCCCCCCAUGAGCGCAGCGCCGCACGGCCCGGGUCCGUAGGUGGCGGGGCGCCCCCCAUGCUGCUGCAGCCCGCGCCGUGCGCCCCAAGCGCGGGCUUCCCGCGGCCCCCGGCCGCCCCCGGCGCCAUGCACGGCUCCCAGAAGGACACCACGUUCACCAAGAUCUUCGUGGGCGGCCUGCCGUACCACACCACAGACGCCUCGCUCAGGAAGUACUUCGAGGGCUUUGGCGACAUCGAGGAGGCCGUGGUCAUCACCGACCGCCAGACGGGCAAGUCCCGCGGCUACGGCUUCGCAGCCCCUGAGGUGUCCGUGCUCCUCCAGGUGACCAUGGCCGACCGGGCGGCAGCUGAGAGGGCUUGCAAAGACCCCAACCCCAUCAUCGACGGCCGCAAGGCCAACGUGAACCUGGCGUAUCUGGGCGCCAAGCCGCGGAGCCUCCAGACGGGCUUUGCCAUUGGGGUGCAGCAGCUGCACCCUGCACUGAUCCAGCGGACUUACGGGCUGACCCCGCACUACAUCUACCCGCCAGCCAUCGUGCAGCCCAGCGUGGUGAUCCCGGCUGCCCCCGUCCCGUCGCUGUCCUCGCCCUACAUUGAGUACACGCCUGCCAGCCCGGCCUAUGCCCAGUACCCACCGGCUGCCUACGACCAGUACCCAUAUGCUGCCUCGCCAGCUACGGCUGCCAGCUUCAUGGGCUACAGCUACCCGGCCGCUGUGCCCCAGGCCCUCUCGGCUGCAGCCCCCGCAGGCACCACCUUCGUGCAGUACCAGGCGCCACAGCUGCAGCCUGACAGGAUGCAGUGAGGGGCAUUCCUGCCCCGAGAACUGUGGCAUUGUCACCUUCACAGCAGACAGAGCUGCCAGGUCACAGUGGGCUGGCGGCAGCCUGGCUGAGCUUCAGUGAGGUGCCACCAGCACCCGUGCCUCCGAAGACCGCCCGGGCACUCUGCCUGCGCCCUGGGACCAUGGAGAGACAGCUUCUCUUUAAAUCUAGGUCCCAUGGUGUCUUGAGGGAGGACUUGAAGAAUGACUGAGAGCUAUUUAAAGAUGCAACCCCACGUUCCUUGCACACCACGGCAGCCUCUCCUUGCACCUUCUCCUGCCUCUCCACACUCCAGGUGCCCUCAGGCUUGUGUCCACCGCGGUACCUGGCUGGGGUGUCACGGACCCUCUGCAGCCCCUGGCCGCCCUGGACCCUGCAGAGAUGCCUGACUCCAGGGAACCUGAGAGCAAGAAGUGAAUGGACUUGAUUGUAAGUUGACCCUCGCAAACUGUGAGUGCGGUCCCAGGUGGGGACACAGCCUCCUGCUGGAGUCCCAUUUUCUCCAUCAGGGCGCGUGGGUGGCUUCCUCAAGCCGGAGGAGCUCCCAGGCGUGCAGGGGCCGCUGGUGUCGGGCUGCCAGCCAAAGGCCCCUUUCAGUCAAAGCACUGAAGUCGCAACUUUUUUCUUGUAAUUGUUUUGCUACUUAGAUAAUUUCAGAAGUUCAGUCUAUUUUUUCAGCGGAUACUGCCGCCACCAAGAAUCCAAAACCUAUUUUUGACUUGGAGAGACUUGCUUUUGUUGGUUCCGCCCACGGGGACGACGACAGUGUUUCUGUGUAAUAAAGUGUCUGCCAGCUUGCGGGCCAGGAGCCUCUCAGUGGGGCAGGCACUGCAGACAGCAGGCCCCGCGGGCCCGCCCGCGCCAGUCUGAUUCCACCUGCUUGGGCACAGUGAGUUGUCUCAGGACCCCCUCACUGUGACACUGAUGCUCCUCCCCCCCAGCUCUCUAACCACUGUGGAAGGGCAAGGGAGUGACCCACAGGUUCAGUCCACUCAGGGUCUAGACCACGGUGGUGCCAGCUUUGUUGGGGCCCUGAGCUCUGCCUGCUGGGUGGUUGAAUGCAGGAGGAGGCACCUCUUCCCUCUCCCCCUGUACCACCUGCUGUGUGCCAGCCCAAGACCGUUCCUGCCGUCUUUGGGUUAGUGAAGGGAGAAGGCUGUUCUGCCAGCCAUGGCAGGGCUGCUAUGGGGCAUCCAGGGCUGUGGGGGUCCAAGGAGGGGUGCAAGGUGAGAGGUAUCCUGGCCAAGGGCGGGGGGCAGCGCGGGGGGGGUCUCCCUCCGGACCUACCUCAGGGAGCUGAGCGUGCCGGCGCUCCAGGGCAGGCCUGGGACAGAGUCAAGGCCCAGAGAAUAAAGGUAGCUAAUCUCAUAAUAAUAUUUUUAUUAGAAUGUUCUGAUGAUAAAAAUAAAACUUGUUUUCUUUAAAGAAAAA